AUGUCUCCAAUUUCAGUCGAGGAUGCUCUUCGCCAAUCCGGAAAAUCGAUCAAGCAGGCAGUUUCGGCCCUUUGGGACCUUGACGAAAACCGUCUCACACCUGAAAUUGACUACUCUCUUGAUCUGCAACAACCUACUGACUACGCCCAUGCGGGCAUAGCCGCAUCCCGCCCACUCUUCAGCCAAUUCUCACCUGAAGUCUGGAAGCGGACAACCUACGGAAAGUUCCGCAACUUGUUGGGCAGAUAUGAUCCUCGAGCAUUUUCCAUCGAUACAACCGAUGACGAAGCCGACUUCAUCAGCACAAUUAUUGAGACACCCUGCCUUCAUUUUGUUCGCAGGUGGCUUAUUUCAAACGGCCACCUUCCGCCAUCUACGCUGAAAACUUUUUCUUCCUUAUUGCUUAAAGUGUGGUUUUCCGAGCAUGCAGGCCGCAAUACGCAGGCUCAAGCGACAGGCUUCCAGCAUGUGUUUUGUGGUGAGUUUAGACGAUCGAAAGGCUUGAGCGGUCUUCACAAUUUUAUUAGCGUCUUUCUAGCGGAACAGCAAGGCCAUUUGCACUACAUGGGCUACGACAAGUCCUCCCUCAAGGUACAGAGCACUGAGCUGCGAAAGCAGCACAUGUUGAAGAUUCGAUUCGGCCUUUACGGGCGUCAAAAACAGAUGUCGUCAAUGUUUUUUGGUGUAUCUCCAGAGUUCGAGGUUGGCUUGUAUUCUUUAAUGAUUCUGGCAAAGAAGUGUGAAGUUGCGACAGUGUUGGGUACGCACCACGCUGUCAUCAAGGCUGUAGCAAAGAAUAGAAGGGUCGUUACUGCUUUUCCACUACUACUAAAAGCCACCCCGGCUCGUCAAAAACGACUCCGUCCUUCGCGGCGGCAGAAGAACUCUGUGAUAACUCUAUGUGAAGAGAAUAAUCAGACAAACAAGUCGAGUAAUAUUACGGAAGUGGCGACAGACGUGUGUCUCGGCCUACAGAGACUGCGUAUUGCUUCAAAACGCACCAAACGAGCACAGUCAUCGGCCUGCGCGCCACUUCGGGUCCCAUGUAAAAAGAGACGUCCCAGGGCGAAGUCAACAACGAUGAAUCUGAGGUCGCGAAAGCGACAACAGAUGAAUACGGUGCAGAUCGGUGCAGUGAUAGACUUGGACGAGAUUGAACCGAAUCCGACGAAGUCUGUAGAAGAAGUCAUCGACUUGACACCAGGUGAUGAGGCAAGCAAUCUCGGGCAUGCGACGAUGGCGGACUCGCAUCUGGUUUGUUCCGCAAGAAGAAGUGUUAUCGAUCUCACUCUUGAAAAUUCAUGA
Messenger RNA from Chondrus crispus (carragheen), 1305 nucleotides. RefSeq lists its product as hypothetical. Bases 1 to 1305 code for a protein of 434 amino acids. The record is from RefSeq and is a predicted model, not a curated record. Gene Ontology annotation, molecular function: RNA endonuclease activity. Lineage: Eukaryota; Rhodophyta; Florideophyceae; Gigartinales; Gigartinaceae. The transcript has a single exon.